This is a messenger RNA of Nicotiana tabacum (common tobacco), 629 nucleotides long. Lineage: Eukaryota; Viridiplantae; Streptophyta; Magnoliopsida; Solanales; Solanaceae. The record is from RefSeq and is a predicted model, not a curated record.
AUGGCGUACCUUUUAGGUUCUGUGGAUGGCUUAUUUUUGUUGGAGCGAGAAAUUGAUGACAGCAUAUACAACAUCUCCUUGUCAUUGUGGAAUCCUGCCACCAGGGAAGUGAGGCCCCUUCCUGCAGCCAACUUCCAGCUUCCACCAUUUUUCACACAAAUGAGCAGUAAUUUUGGGUUCAGAUUAGACCCCAUAACUAAUGACUACAAGGUUGUUUGGUUUCGGUCCUUCUGGGAUGACGACAGAAAUCAUAAUACUCCAGAAUAUGCAGCAAUCUAUUCUUGUUCUAGGGAUUAUUUGAGAGUCCUUGAACCUGCAAAUCUCGUACAUGAAUUCAGCGCAGAUGUCGUUGGUACUGCUUAUUUAAAUGGAACUUAUUAUUGGCUGCUAUGUGGAGGGCUUUAUUAUUUUGAUGAUUGUAGCAUUCUUUCAUUUGACUUUGGUAAUGAGGUGUUUGCAGAUAUCGGAGGUCCAGAUGUUGGGCGCGCUUUCAAUCACUUCAAUGUGAGACUGGUAUUGCUUGGUGACUUCAUUGCCCUCAUGACCGAUGUUGUAGGAUUUGUUUAUGAUAUAUGGGACUCAGACCACGAGGAAUCUUGGAUUUCGUCAUACAGGCCUGAGGAGAGCGG